GCUUUUCAAUGAAUCGUCCAAGCAAUUGUCAAGAUAGAAACAACGAGGAGCCAGGAAACGCACAGGCACACCCUGCCCUCUUCAUUUCUGAGAUCACGUACCAUUUGGCAAGCUUCGUUGCCUCCAAAAGCGACCUCGUAUCUCUCGCUUUGACUUGCCAUGCACUCUCUGAACCCGCCCUCGACAUGCUGUGGACGGAUCCGCCGAGCAUGUUGCCUCUGCUUCUUCAUCUUCCGGGAAAGCCUGUUGAGGUCGUGGAGGAUGAGCAGGAUAAAGGCGUCAAGAAAACUGUGUCCCUCAACCAUGCAUUCACCAUCGAAGAUUGGGACGCCUUCCUCAAACGCGCGCGACGGGUCACCUGGCUCGCUCAGGCGACAAGUCAUCGCAUUGACUCAGAGUAUGAGCCAGAGGUCACGUAUCACGACAUCUCACCGAACGUAUUUCGCGAGCUCUGCUCUGCUCCCACAGACAUCAUCUUCCCUCGACUAAAACAGCUGCAAUGGGGUGUCCCUCCCGAAUACGCAGAACACGCACUUCCCUUCCUACGUAUGAUCUUGAAGCCGACUAUCACCGACUUGGAGAUUUACCCCUUUCCCAUCGCCGAGAGCGAUUUCCUGAUGUCCCUCGAGCAGUCGUUGCCCAACCUGAACGUGUUCCGGUAUCGGGAACAGGAGAUCUUCGCGGCUCCAGGAGAGGAUAUCACAACCGCCAAAUUUGAAGCAUUCAACGCACUCCGCUCUCGGAUCAUUCGGUCCUGGAAGCGCGUCGAGAAUCUGUGGUGUGGAUAUCUUGAUCUCGACGCGCUUAACCACCUCGCCGGCUUGAAGGGCUUCAAGGUGGCCCGCAUUCCUCUCGCGCCCUCCAUCGUAUCUCUUCCAUUUCCGCCAGGUUCGUUCCCUUCCUUGCAGGCUCUCACCACCUUUGCCCCUGAGGGCCAAAGUCUUCGGAUUUUCGCCGAUUUCCUGAGAGUCGUCAAGAUUCCGUUCGUCAAUCUACAUCUCGGUGCAGGCUUCAUCGAGGCAACCGCUUUUGAGGACCUGAUAAGAGUGCUCGUCGACAGUGAGCAUACCGACAAGAUGGAAGCACUCCGCAUCGAAGAACUCACCUUCCACCGCGCCGACGGAGAUGGCGUCACCAUGCCCGUCAUGGAACCCCUCUUUGCCUUUGCGAACCUGCGCGAACUCUUCAUCGAUGUUCUCCGCGUCGUGCGGCUAGACGACGGCGACAUCCUCCGCAUGGCUGAGGCAUGGCCCAACCUCGAGCGGUUCUCGAUCAACAUGAGAAGCGGGUGGAAGCAAGAAUCCAGUAUCACCCUCCGCGGCCUCCGCUCCCUCGUCGAACGCCUGCCGCACCUCUUCGAGCUGCGCAUCGCCAUUGACGCGUCCGCAGAGGUCGAGGGGCUCGAUCUUGGUGCGUUCGAGCUCGCGCCCGGAUAUGCCGCAAAUGAUGACUGCAUGUUGUUCCGCCUGGACCUGCUCGACUCGAAGAUAGGCGACAAUCAUAAUGAGGUCGCGGCGUACAUUGCAGACAUUUUCCGUGGUUAUGAUUUGCAGCUGGAGGACGUACCACUAGCGUGGACGUUCGGAUUUGUCCCUCGCGAUUUGCUUGCUGAGUGCAUGCUGUAUAAGCCGGGGUGGAACCAUGUCUCCAAUUUGCUCUACGCUGCCACAGAAGAAGCCUGGGGAAAAGACAUCCUGGAUUAAACUCCGGAGACGUAAUGAGCGGAGAUGGUGCCGACGAGUCUGCCUCUGGGUGAUGUCUGGGUAUCUUUUCUCUCAGUGCUUGGAUACGUUCACUCACGACAUGCAUAUGCACUCUGUAAACGAAUAGAACAUACUUGAUAUUUAACUGCAUAUAGCGAGCCACGUGUUAUCCGAGUAGUUGGAUUAACCGAGUGUGUGCCACAGCCAGGGACACGUCUCAGUUUCGACAACGCGUUAGCGAGAUAUUCUUCCUCUACUCUAGCCACCCUCUCCC
Messenger RNA from Coniophora puteana RWD-64-598 SS2, 1977 nucleotides. RefSeq lists its product as uncharacterized. Lineage: Eukaryota; Fungi; Basidiomycota; Agaricomycetes; Boletales; Coniophoraceae. The record is from RefSeq and is a predicted model, not a curated record. The coding region runs from base 9 to 1703 and encodes 564 amino acids. The transcript has 2 exons.